AUGGGGAACGACAAGGGUUCGGCUCGCCCAUUCUCACGCCCCACCCUCGGACCUUGCUGGAAGAAAGUUUCGCCCGGCCGCCAAGGAACACGAGCGAACAUGGCCUCGCCGAGGUGGCUCUGGUGUGCGUGUGCGACCGCGGCGGUGGCACUGCUGCUCGUCUCCAGGUUUCCCUCGGCCUCUGCCCAAAGAAAGAAGGAGAUGGUGUUAUCUGAGAAGGUUAGUCAGCUGAUGGAAUGGACCAAUAAAAGACCUGUAAUAAGAAUGAAUGGAGACAAGUUCCGUCGCCUUGUUAAAGCGCCACCAAGAAAUUACUCUGUUAUUGUGAUGUUCACUGCUCUCCAACUUCAUAGACAGUGUGUCGUUUGCAAGCAAGCUGAUGAAGAAUUCCAGAUUCUGGCAAACUCUUGGCGGUACUCCAGUGCAUUUACCAACAGAAUAUUUUUUGCCAUGGUGGAUUUUGAUGAAGGUUCUGAUGUAUUUCAAAUGCUGAACAUGAAUUCCGCUCCAACUUUCAUCAACUUUCCUCCAAAAGGAAAACCCAAAAGGGCUGAUACAUACGAGUUACAGGUGCGAGGGUUUUCAGCUGAACAGAUUGCUCGCUGGAUCGCAGACAGAACUGAUGUCAAUAUUAGAGUAAUUAGACCUCCAAAUUAUGCUGGACCCCUAAUGUUGGGAUUGCUUCUGGCUGUUAUUGGUGGACUUGUGUAUCUGCGAAGAAGCAAUAUGGAAUUCCUCUUUAAUAAAACUGGAUGGGCUUUUGCAGCUUUGUGUUUUGUACUUGCUAUGACAUCUGGUCAGAUGUGGAACCAUAUAAGAGGGCCACCAUAUGCUCAUAAGAAUCCCCAUACAGGACAUGUGAACUAUAUCCAUGGAAGCAGCCAGGCCCAGUUUGUAGCUGAAACCCACAUUGUUCUUCUGUUCAAUGGCGGGGUUACCUUAGGCAUGGUGCUUUUAUGUGAAGCUGCUACCUCUGACAUGGAUAUUGGGAAGCGAAGGAUGAUGUGUGUGGCUGGAAUCGGACUUGUUGUGCUAUUCUUCAGUUGGAUGCUCUCUAUCUUUCGAUCAAAAUACCAUGGCUAUCCAUACAGCUUUCUGAUGAGUUAAAGAGGAUACUAGAGACACAUAGACUGUGAUAAUAAUGGAAACUGAAAAAUAAGACAUAUGUGGUGUUUGAAGAAGAAUGCAACUCAUAUAUUUUAUAUUACCUCUUUUUUGUCAAGUGAUUUAAAUAGUUAAUCAUUUAACCAAAGAUGUGUAGUGCCUUAACAAGCAAUUGUAAGAUCAUGAAGUAUUUGAAAUUACUCUCCUCUUAACCUUCCCUUCCCUGUGAACUUAUGAAACAUUUGAUUUUUGUAGAAUUAGGUACUUUAUAAAAUUUAAAACUACUACUUCAUUUUACGUAGAGCAAACGUCAAAACUACUUUAGUUAACUUUUCGUCAUCUGAUUUUAUCUUAUCCAAGGCUGGGGAUGGAAGGUUCUGAGCAGGAAUUUCCACCUCUGCCUGUUACAAACAACUGUAUCUAGAAGCCAUCAUUAGUUUUCCUUUGUGCAGAUGGGUAUGAUUUACAUCUUUCCUCUUGGACAAAGGUAUCAUAUGCACUAUUUGAACCUCUGAAAAUGGACUUGUGUAGCCUUUGGAAAGAUAAAUCUGUCUUCUUCCUGUAUCUUUCCUGCUGAAAUCAGAGCUACAUAUGCCUCUUUUAUACAUUAAGAAGUACCUCUAACUACAAAACUAUGAUUUUUGCAUGAGUGUGCUCUAACUACCUUGUACAUGGAAAGAUUUCUGAUUCAUUCUGUUUCUAGUUUUAUUUAAAGUGGCCCUUCUCUAAUAAUAAUAAUAAUAAUAUGUUGCCUAAAAUCACUAUAAGUUAUAAAUGGUCUCAGAUGUUUGUGUAUGUUAGUUAGACAUUGUCAAUCUCAUUUUUAAUCUAACAGAAAAAUAAGCUGAGUUGUGUUUGUGGAAAGGAAUAUCUUAGAAUGGGAAAAGAAAAUCAAGAAAUAUUGAUUGCUGCCUAUGGAUAGAAAUGAAACAUUUUGCCAGGCUUGUGGCAGAUACAAGCUAAAAUCUUCGUGAGUUUAUGGCUAGCCUGGGCUACAUAGUGAGACCCUGUGUCCAAAAACAAAAGGAGAGAAAAGAAAGAGAAAAAGGCAAUGAAAUGUAAAUGUUUUCAAGCUGAGGCGGUAGCUCAGUGGUAGAGUGCUUGCCUAGCAUGAGUGACACUCUGGGUUCAAUCCUCAAUGCCACACGAAAAAAUAGUUCUUGAGCGCUGUUCUGUGAGUUAUUUUUAUUUGUUUGUUUUUAAAGAAUGUUCCUUGAAACCUGGUCUUUUGUUUUUUAAAAUACAUAUUCUUUAAAACCUGGGCUAAUUUUAAGUAAGUAGUUUUUGAAGCCUGGUCUGGCUUUUGUUUUUAUUUGUGUGUUUGUUUUCUAAAAAAAAAAAAAAAAAAGUUUCUUGAAACCUGGUCCUUUUUGUUUGUUUUUGCCUUUUUGAGACAUAGCUCUGGUUGGUUUUGAAUUUCCCAAGUGCUGGGAUUAUAGGCAUGUACCAUUGACCCUAGUCUGCUUUCUGCUGUCAUUUUAGCUUUUAUUUCCCCCAUAAAUAAGGGAUACAAAGAAUGGUGGUAUGCAUGUGUCUCUGCUCUUAGCUAUCCUGGUGGCUGAAGUAGGAGCCCUGAAGUCCAAGAAUUUGACACAUAGUGUGGCAUCAUAUCACACCUCAUUUCAAAAAUAUGUCCAUAAUAAAAUUGUGAAGGGAUUUUGUUUGAAUUUUGUCUUUUUCUGUGAUAAUGGAAAUAACCCUAUAGGCUAACCAAAUUUCCAUGAGGAAUAUUUAAGUCAAGGUUAUAAUAUGUCUAACUCUGACCUCCACCAGAGUUAUGAAGAGUAAUUGAAAAUGCCACUGUUAUGAAAGUGUGGAGUUGGAAUGUAGCUCAGUGGUAGAGCACUUGGCUAGCCUGUGUUAGGCCCUGGGUUCAAUCCCCAGCACCACAAUAAGUGAGAAUUUUAACUCUGAAAAAAUGUAAAGAAUAUUAGAAAUAUUAUAUUUAAAAGAUACAGAGAUGGAUAUGUGGUUGAGUUGAUACAGUGCUUGCCUGACAUGCAGGAAGCCCUGGGUUUGAACUACAGUGAGACAAAACAAAAGAUACUGUGACUGUUUCAUGCUAUCGAUCAUGUAAUAGCCUGCGCCUGUCCUAUGAACAAAGGUUUGUGGAAAGACAUCAUUGGCCAUGAAGAAAUGUUUAUGUGGGGUUUUUACUGUCGUUGUUACAAAUUCAAUGAAUAAGAGGAUACAGUUGAUCCCCUUAUAAAUUGAGUGUUCUGAUUUUUUAUCCACUAUUUUUAUACUCAUCUCUGCCAAAUGGAUUUAGGUUAUGAUUUUUAAGAAACUUGUGUGACACGGCCCUGACUUGUAAGGUUGAACUGGGCAGUAUUCCUGCUGUGUAACCUCUGUAGCUCCAGGUCGUGUCCUGUGGUCAGUGUUCUGUCUGUUUCCUCUGUUUAAGAGCAACAUUCUUCAUUAUGAAGAAAGGCGCAUUUGGGCUAAAAUCUGUGACAGCAGAUUUUCUCCGCUUAAAAUAGUGUUAAUUUUGUGGAAAAUUUAAAUUUAGCUUUUUUCUGAAGUGCCUUAAGUAGAUUCUUAAUUUACUUUUCUAGUACUGGUUUAAAUAUAAUUCAUUAUGGAUUUUUAAUAUACUCUUCAAAAAUGAUACAUUGUUAUGGCAAAGAUAACCAAAUGUCUGGCUUACUGCUUCCUACCAAUAAACUUUUGCAAU
Molecule: messenger RNA, 3778 nt
Organism: Chionomys nivalis (European snow vole)
Lineage: Eukaryota; Metazoa; Chordata; Mammalia; Rodentia; Cricetidae
Gene: Magt1
Product: magnesium transporter 1
Exons: 10
Coding region: 1-1107 (368 amino acids)
Cellular component (GO): oligosaccharyltransferase complex
Source: RefSeq, a predicted model, not a curated record